Messenger RNA from Neofelis nebulosa (Clouded leopard), 1368 nucleotides. RefSeq names its product olfactory receptor 12D2-like. Gene Ontology annotation, cellular component: membrane. The transcript has a single exon. NCBI's taxonomy places the organism in Eukaryota, Metazoa, Chordata, Mammalia, Carnivora, Felidae. The coding region runs from base 354 to 1307 and encodes 317 amino acids. The record is from RefSeq and is a predicted model, not a curated record. Gene Ontology annotation, molecular function: olfactory receptor activity; G protein-coupled receptor activity. Gene Ontology annotation, biological process: G protein-coupled receptor signaling pathway.
CUGGAGGUAGCAGUCUGGAUGCCCAUUAAAGUUUUAUCAGAAGGUAGAUGUGCACAGCCAGAGAAGAUGGUAGGUUGGCUACGUGCUCUGAGUCUCUGGGAGAAAGAAACAUAUUAAUGACAAUCAAAUAAGGGGAAAAAAUGGUGGACCAAUGGCCCAUAACCAACAGUUCACCAUAAUAUCUAAUAGUCUAAUGAGGCAAAUCCUAUAAAAGGUCUGAUGUGGGGACUGUGUAAAACAACAAUGCUCUCCCUCAAAGUACCAUUGUGUAGACGGGAGAAUCCUCCACUACAAAGUCUCUGAUUCUCAACAGAGGUACGCUCCAGAGAGUAAUUCAUCCUUUCUCUUAAGCCAUGCUGAAUCAAACCUCAGUCACUGCAUUUCUCCUACUGGGAGUCACAGACAUCCAAGCACUGCAGCCUUAUCUCUUCGUGGUUUUCCUUGCAAUUUACGUGGUCAGUGUGGCUGGCAAUGGAGCAGUCCUCCUGGUUGUCGUCUCUGAUCCAAGACUCCAUUUACCCAUGUAUUUCUUCCUGGGAAAUCUGUCGUGUCUAGAUAUCUGCUACUCCACAGUGACACUGCCAAAGAUGCUGGAGAACUUCUUCUCUACACACAAGGCAAUUUCCUUCUUGGGAUGCAUAACCCAGCUUCACUUCUUCCACUUCCUGGGCAGCACGGAGGCCAUGCUGUUGGCCGUGAUGGCCUUUGACCGCUUUGUGGCCAUCUGCAGGCCACUGCAUUACUCUGUCAUCAUGAAUUACCAGCUCUGUACCCAGAUGGCUGUCACAGUCUGGACCAUUGGUUUUUUCCAUGCCCUGUUGCACUCCAUGAUGACCUCUCGCUUGAACUUCUGUGGUUCUCAUCAGAUCCAUCACUUCUUCUGUGAUGUCAAGCCUUUGCUGGAGUUGGCCUGCGGGAACACGGAGCUCAACCAGUGGCUUCUCAACACGGUUACCGGGACCAUUGCCAUGGGCCCCUUCUUCCUAACACUUCUCUCCUACUUCUCCAUAAUCAUCUCUCUUUUCUCCAAGACCCACUCCUGUAGUGCGCUCCACAAAGCACUGUCCACGUGUGCCUCUCACUUCAUGGUGGUCAUUCUUUUCUAUGCUCCUGUUAUCUUCAUUUACAUAUCUCCUACCUCAGGCAGCUCCAUGGACCAGGACCAGGUCGCUGCCAUCAUGUACACUGUGGUCACUCCUAUGUUGAACCCACUGAUCUAUACACUGAGGAACAAGGACGUGAAGGCUGCCUUGAGUAGUGUCUUCAGUAGGAGGGGCGACCUGAACACAUCUAGAGCACACUUCUAAGACAGGAAGCAAUAGGCGAUGAUAAAGUUGGUAUGUGAGGUUAGACUGCUUCUCAGAUCAU